UCGAUCAGCGAGCUAGACGCGACUGUUCGAACAUUCUAUGAAGGUCGAGGCGAAGCUCAAAAACAAGCACAGACUACCCUGAACCAGGUAUGGUCACUUGGUCUAUCCUGAUUUUCUCUUCCACUUCUAACGUAAAUCAGUUCAAGGAGAACCCCGAUGCCUGGCUCUUGGUCGACAAGAUUCUGUCAGAGGCGCAAUAUGAGCAGACUAAAUUUCUGGGUCUGCAGGUCUUAGACAGUGUGGUUAUGACAAGAUGGAAGGUUUUGCCUCGAGAUCAGUGUCACGGAAUCCGAAACUUCGUUGUCAACUUCAUCAUUACAGCCUCGACCUCUGAAGAGAGCCUCCGCCGCCAGCGAACCUUCGUCAACAAACUCAAUCUCGUUCUCGUAUCUAUCUUGAAGCAGGAAUGGCCUCACAACUGGCCUACAUUUAUCAACGAGAUCAUCUCCGCAUCACAUAGCAGCAUUCCGAUCUGCGAAAACAAUAUGGCCAUUUUGCGUCUGCUGUCGGAAGAAGUAUUUGACUUCUCCGCUGACCAAAUGACAUCUCAAAAGACCAAAGAGUUGAAGCAAAGCAUGGCAGAUGAGUUUACAUCAAUCUAUACUCUCUGUUCAGAGGUCCUGCAGACAGCUUCGCAAGCCAGUCUAAUUAGAGCGACCCUGGAGACCCUUCUUCGAUUCUUGAACUGGAUCCCGUUGGGCUAUAUCUUCGAGACACCGGCGAGUGGUUUCAGCCUUAUCGAGACGCUGCGAAGUCGUUUUCUAGACGUGCCUGAGUUCCGGAACAUCACACUCAAGUGCUUAACGGAAAUAGCAGGGUUGCACACGGAACCCGCUUACGAUGAGAAACUCGUCAACAUGUUUACAGAAACUUUGACUGCCAUCUCGUCGAUCAUACCACUGGCGAUGGACCUAAAGAGUACAUACGCUGGUAGUAGUAGUCGUGACCAGGAAUUUGUGCAGAAUCUGGCCUUGUUCCUGUGCAACUUCUUCUCCAUGCACUUAAAUGCCAUCGAGAAUAUUCCGAAUCAAGACUUUCUCCGCCACGGUCACUUCUACCUAAUCAGGAUUAGUCAGAUUGAAGACCGCGAAAUAUUCAAGAUCUGCCUAGAGUACUGGACAAAGCUGGUCUCUGAACUCUUUGACGAGAUGCAGCAACUGCCAAUAUCUGAUAUAAAUCCCCUUAUAACUAUGGGUAUCAACGGUAGCGCAAGCCAGGCCAGUAUGAUGGCUAAUUAUCCUCUUCGCAAGCACAAAUACGCUGAAGUUCUCACGAAUCUCCGCCAGGUGAUGAUAGAAAAGAUGGUCAGACCUGAAGAAGUGCUCAUCGUGGAGAACGAUGAAGGCGAGAUCGUUCGCGAGUUUGUGAAAGAAAGUGACACCAUUCAAUUAUACAAAUCGACGAGGGAGUGUUUGGUGUUCCUUACCCAUCUGGAUGUUGCGGAUACUGAGACCAUUAUGUCUGACAAGCUCGCGCGCCAAGUUGACGGUACCGAAUGGUCAUGGGCCAAUUGCAACACGCUUUGCUGGGCAAUCGGCUCUAUAUCAGGCGCGAUGAACGAGGAUACUGAGAAACGUUUCUUAGUCACCGUAAUCAAAGACUUACUCGGCCUGACGGAGAUGAAGCGCGGCAAAGACAACAAAGCUGUAGUUGCCAGCAACAUCAUGUACAUCGUCGGUCAGUAUCCUCGAUUUCUCAAGGCUCACUGGAAGUUCUUGAAGACUGUCGUUAAUAAGCUUUUCGAAUUCAUGCAUGAGACCCAUGAAGGAGUCCAGGAUAUGGCAUGCGACACCUUCAUUAAGAUCGCAAACAAAUGCAGAAGACACUUCGUCGUACAGCAGGCUGGAGAGCAAGAAGCUUUCAUCGACGAGAUCGUUCGCAGCCUGCAGAAGAUCACAUGCGACUUGUCACCGCAGCAAGUUCACACGUUCUACGAGGCCUGUGGCUUCAUGAUCAGCGCCCAAGGCCAGAAACCUCAACAAGAGAGAUUGAUCAGCGAUCUGAUGGCUCUCCCGAACCAAGCUUGGGAUUCUAUUAUCAAGGCUGCCAAUGCCGAUCCUAGCAUUCUACAGGAUGCAGAUACCAUCAAGAUAAUCGGAAACAUCAUGAAAACUAAUGUAGCUGCUUGUAGCUCUAUCGGUAGUUAUUUCUACCCACAGAUUGGUCGGAUCUACCUCGAUAUGCUCACCAUGUAUCGCGCCAGCAGUAGCCUGAUAGAUGAGGCAGUUCAAAGGGAUGGCAACAUCGCAACGAAAAUGCCGAAGGUUCGCGGGCUGCGUACUAUCAAAAAGGAAAUCUUGAAAUUGAUCAACAUUUACGUUGAGAAGGCCGAUGAUCUCGAGAUGGUUCACCAGAGCCUGGUACCACAACUGCUCGAGGCUGUUCUUCUAGACUACAAGCGAAACGUUCCUGACGCGCGCGAAGCCGAGGUCUUGAAUGUCAUGACUACUAUCAUCAACAAACUACAUGUACGUUGGAAACCCACUCUUGGCAAAUUCAUGCAGGAGUCUAUGAGUUUGAUGGAAGACCAAAUUAUGAACAUUAUGGACUCUGUAUUUGAAUGCACGCUCGACAUGAUCAAUAAGGACUUCUCCGAAUACCCUGAGCACCGUGUGGAGUUCUUCAAACUUCUCAGGACUAUCAACCUACGCUGCUUCCCAUCUUUGCUAAAGCUCGAUGCACGAUCUUUCAAAUUUGUCAUCGAUGCUUGCAUGUGGGCUAGUAAGCAUGAUAAUCGUGAGGUCGAGAAUGCAGGAUUGAGCAUGUGCUUCGAAUUGAUCACCAACAUGUCAGACACGGAUGUCAACACCUGCAAUACUUUCUUUCAGAAUUUCUACACCGUUCUCCUCCAAGAUGUUUUCUUCGUUGUCACGGAUAGUGAUCAUAAGGCUGGUUUCAAGUCACAGUCGAUGCUACUUGCCAAACUUUUCUGGCUUGUCGAUUCAGGAAAGCUUCAAGGACCAAUAUACACUCAAGAGAUGGCACCAGCCGGCACAUCAAACAGAGACUUCCUUAGACAAUUUGUCGGAAGUCUAUUGACCAACGCGUUCCCGAAUCUUAAGACGCCACAAAUCACAUCCUUCAUUGACGGCCUAUUUGGAUCGAACAAUGAUAUCAAUCGCUUCAAGCUCAUUCUACGUGACUUCCUUAUCUCGCUGAAAGAGUUCUCUGGCGACAAUGCGGAGUUGUACAGUGAAGAGCGAGAGCAAGCAGCAGCUAAGGCAAAGGCCGAUGAGCGAGAACGGGCGAUGAAGGUUGGCGGUCUCAUUAAACCAUCGGAUAUGGACGAUGAUGAGCUAUGACAAUGCAAAGACUUGCCACUUGAUCUUGCGGUGAGAACGCCGUGGGACCAACCAAUCUUCCGUGGUCUCUCCGAUGAUGUUGAAGGCUCC
Pseudovirgaria hyperparasitica is the source of this 3392-nucleotide messenger RNA. RefSeq lists its product as uncharacterized. The coding region runs from base 90 to 3302 and encodes 1070 amino acids. Gene Ontology annotation, biological process: ribosomal large subunit export from nucleus; protein export from nucleus; ribosomal small subunit export from nucleus. NCBI's taxonomy places the organism in Eukaryota, Fungi, Ascomycota, Dothideomycetes, Acrospermales, Acrospermaceae. Gene Ontology annotation, cellular component: nucleus; cytoplasm. The record is from RefSeq and is a predicted model, not a curated record. Gene Ontology annotation, molecular function: nuclear export signal receptor activity; small GTPase binding. The transcript is spliced from 6 exons.